AUGGAGGUUAUGACAGCUACAAUUGUACCAAAUGGCAGUAAUGCCCCUUUAAUUCAACUUUUAGACCAAGUAUCGAACUUGAUUGAAUCAUUUAUUGAAUUGGGAAUACUAGUACAUGAUAAUCAAGGCACCCAGCAAUCCAACUUUGCACUUACCAACAAGAUGCAAACUUUAGCAAAACAAUUGAAGCAAAUCUCCAACACUGAUGAGCAGUUAUUGAAGGAUUACCUCAUACCGGUAGAUGUGAUUACUUAUAUCGAAGAUGGAAGAAAUCCUGAUAUUUAUACGAGGGAAUUUGUAGAGGUGAGUGCAAAAUUGAAUGCCAGACUAAAGGGGAAAAUGAGAGGGUUUGGACAGUUGCGAAACGUAUUGAGUGAGAAGUUGAUUAAGGAGUUUCCUACUUUGGAAAGCGCAGUUGAAGAUGUUGGGAAAAGAUGCGAAUUAAAGUAG
Lodderomyces oxycetoniae is the source of this 450-nucleotide messenger RNA. RefSeq names its product mediator complex subunit (gene MED10). Gene Ontology annotation, biological process: positive regulation of transcription by RNA polymerase II. Gene Ontology annotation, cellular component: mediator complex. The record is from RefSeq and is a predicted model, not a curated record. NCBI's taxonomy places the organism in Eukaryota, Fungi, Ascomycota, Pichiomycetes, Serinales, Debaryomycetaceae. Gene Ontology annotation, molecular function: transcription coregulator activity. The transcript is spliced from 2 exons. The coding region runs from base 1 to 450 and encodes 149 amino acids.